CAUGAAUCUCGUCCCUCCACGCUAAAAGGGAGAAAAGAGAGAGGUCUUAGGUGGCUCUUCCCCCUGGCUGUUCUGUUUGCCUCCCCGACCUUACAUGGUGACUCGCAGGAGGAGGCCGAGGACUGACAGACGGCCGAAAUGGCUGAUCAGCAGACGGCAGAGAAGCCCACCCCAAAGCCUGAGAGCAAAAACAAAGAGCCGCAGAAAUUUGUAUAUUUACAACUCCAGCAAGACAGAACGGGUGAUGGAGGCGGUCGUGUUGCUGCCCUGGUUCCUGGUCGAGGCCCGAGUGGACCUGCCCAUUUCAUACCUCUCACAGCCAAGCUAAACUCCAUUUCAGUGUUGGGCUCUGGCUCCAGGCCCUCGCGCACUACUGUACCACCUCCUCGUAAUCCUACUGGUGCUGUCGUAAGCGUUGGAUCGCCACGUUCUGUAGUCGCCACCACAGUCACGGUUGCAGCCACCCGAUGCAUGGCAACCUCAGCGGUCACGGUCUCAAGUAGUAGACCGGUGACGACUGUGGCAGCCAGACCAGGAGCGGCAGCCACGGUCGUUCGCAAGACACACACUAAUGUUGUGGUUUCAUCAGGAAUAUCCCGGCCGGUGGUGCCGCAGAGUGCCACCACUAUCACAGUCCUGGGGUCGGGGGGGCCACUCCCAAACACCCCAGCGACCGUCCUUCGCCCGACCGCCAGCCAGGGCAGCCAGUCGCACGGCCCAGUCAUUCUCCACACGUCCAAAGUGUCGCCCCCCGUGUCCUCCUCUUCCACGUCAGGAGGCGGGAAGGUGGUGUCGCCCAGGCUGGUCCCUAUACCCAUUACGCAGGUGAGGUCAGGGGUCGCAAACAAGGCAGUCCUCUCCUACAGUGCCAUCCUGCAACCUGGGGGCAGCUCGGGAGGGGGUGGAGUGGUAGGCAGUGGCGUGAUGGCCAAGAAGGAAGGUCAUGCACCCUCACAGCCCCUCCUCCUUCAGGCAGCUCCUCCCACUACGGUGAAAGGAGCUGCGUUGGCCAAGACCGCCGGUGCCACAAUAAGCAUCAUCACUGGCAAGGGUACGAAGCAACCAGGGGCAGUACCAGGUCCCAGUCCAAGCCCAGUCAACAUGCUCUCUGUUAAUCUCGGCCAGAACAAGCCCAACAUGAUCAAUUUCAAGAUAUCAAAUGGACAAAUUCAAGCUGAUAGCAUGCAGCAAGUUGAUGUUCUUCGGGAAGCUCGGCCUAUGGUCCAGGGAGGAGGCAAGCAAGUAGAUGAGAGGAAGGACAACCCUAUGGUGAUGGCUGGUCUUGCCCAUGCCGUCGGAACAGGAUCAGUCACGGUUUCGGUCACGGGGUCAUUGCCGGGCUCGGGGCCAGGGGUAGGAGGAGGCGUAGGAGCUGGGCCAAUGAUUGUCCCCGGAACUGCGACAGCGUCAGUGCCAUUCUCUAACCAAGUGUCCAUACCAACGUCACUGCCAAUGACCGUGACCGUGGCAAGAUCAGUACCUGAACCUCCAAUAAGCUCAACUGUUGAUGACGAUUCCUCUUUAGAUACGAGAGAUUUGAUGUGCACAAACAAAGGAGAGAGAGAAGAUAUUCUGCAAAAGGCUGUCAGCCAGCUCGGAGUUGCGCUAGAGGAGAGCAGACAGAGAGGCUCAGAAGACUUCCCGCCCUACCUUGAAACCUACGAGCAUGAGCCGCAGCUGAAGCCAGACGCAGAAUUCGUGGAACCAGACAAGGACAAGGAAGUGGGUGAGGAAGUGGUCAGGGUGAAGGAAGAACCCAUGAGCAUUGACUCGGAGUCACAGGUGCUCGACGUGAGAAAAGAGAUCCUGCGGACAAUGUUGAACAAGUCACAAAACUCGUCAAGGAGUUCUAGCCCCAGCCAGGAGGUGCAGGUUGAGCCCCUGGACAGAGUGAAGGAGGAAAAGUCCCCGUCAAGAGAGGCCGAGAACUGCACCGAGCACAAGGCCGACAACAGCCCAGCCGGGAAGCCCAGGCAGCAAGAGGCAGAGGAAGACAUCAAGCCCGAAAAAGUGAAGUUCAUCGAGCUCCUGAAGUGGGAGGACGGGGUCGGGAAGCUCGAUGGAACGGACCUCAAGUUCAAGAUCAACGAGUUUGACGCCGUGGAGAUCAUCGAGGACAGAGAUCUGGAAGACAUCAAAAAUAACCACUGCAAGAAGGUGGAGCCACUUACCACCAGACACCACGCACGCAAACCCAACUUCCGCGACCUCAUAAAAGACGAAGAAAUAUUCUCCGACAACUCCCAGGAUUCAGAGUCGCAGGGAAAUAAGUCAACCAGAGAAUCUGAUGACAUCUGCUGCUGCAAGAACUGUGGCUGUUAUGGCCUAAGUUCCGAGUUCUUCCGAGACAGCAACUUCUGCUCUGUUGCUUGUGGGGAUGAACACGACGCAAGAGAACUGGAGUGGGGUAAAGAACGGCUAAAGCAGGAGAAGGAGAGACAGAGGAGAAAGAAGCUCAGGCAGUGUGAGAAAGGCGAGGGGGAUGAGCAGGGGGCUGGCUGCGAAGGAAGCAGGGAGGGCAACCGCAGUGAGGCCGAGGAAUCGGGGCAGGUCAGCGAUGACGAAUCUAGACAAGCGAGGAAUCUCAUGGGCACAGAGUCUCUAGUGAGCCGAUUUCAGCAUCCAUGGCAGGAUGGGAAGAACAAUUUCUCCUGGGUGAAAUACUUGGAGCACUGUGGGAGAGCAAAAGGCAUGGCGAAAGCAGCACCCCUGAAGCUUUGGCCAGAACCGUUUCCCUUUGGAAGGAAUCUCUUCAAAGCAGGCAUGAAGUUGGAGGCAAUUGACCCACAACACCAGUCCCUCUUUUGUGUCAUGACAGUGGCCGAGACCAUUGGGUACAGAGUGAGGCUUCACUUUGAUGGCUACUCAGACCAGUACGACUUCUGGGUCAAUGCUGAUUCCCCAAACAUUUUUCCAGCUGGAUGGUGUGAGAAGAAUGGGAGACAGCUGGAGCCACCCCUUGGGGUGCUAGGAUUUUCAUGGAAGGCAUAUCUAGAGCACUGCAAGGCUCAGACAGCACCUAGACAGGCCUUUGCCAAUAAAGGUAAUUCCACCGUCAUCCCACCUAAUAAUUUCCGAGUGGGCAUGAAACUCGAGGCAGAAGACAGAAAGAACAUGUGGGUCUGUGUAGCCACUGUGGCAGAUGUGCUUGAUAAUCGUGUACUCAUUCAUUUUGACGGAUGGGACAAAGCCUUUGACUUCUGGAGUGAAGUGUCAUCACCUUACAUCCACCCUGUUGGGUGGUGUGCUGACAAUAACAUCGUUCUCCAUCCUCCGAAUAAUUACCCAAAUCCAGAGAGCUUCAACUGGCAUGAGUAUAUCCAGGAAACUAAUUCCAUGGCUGUCCCUGCCAGGGCUUUUAAGACCAGACCUCCAAGAGAGUUCAAGAAGAACAUGAAACUAGAGGUAGUUGAUAAGAGGAACCCGAGUCUCAUACGUGUGGCCACCAUAGUUGAUGUGCAGGUAUACCAAAUAAAGAUCCACUUUGAUGGGUGGGGUGACGCCUACGACUACUGGCUUGAUGAUGACUCGCCAGACAUCCACCCACCGUCUUGGAGCAACAAGACGGGCCACCCUCUGCAGCCACCCUUAACCCCAGAACAACAGGCAGAGGACGUAGAUUCUGGCAUGGGGUGUGGAACAGCCGGCUGUAAGGGCAUAGGACAUGUGAAAGGCCCCAUCUAUACCACCCACCACACGGCAUAUGGCUGCCCGUACUCCACACAAAAUCUGAACAAGGACUUGGAUACCUUGAUCCCAGACAGACUUCAGCCAGCCCAGGAGAAGAAGAAGGGCAAGAUUGCUCCCAAAGUCAAGCUGGAUCUCCGUCCAUUCAGUGGGAACAAGGAUGCCUUUGCAGACGAGACGCCUUGCCAGAAGAAGAGAGUCCGGAAGAGACGCAAGUUCUUCGAUGAACUGAGUCCCCCGGAACCUACUCGACCACAGAAGGUUCCAAAGGCAAACGAGGAGGUCAGGGCAGCCAGCAACUCUAAUAUAUUACCCAGUGCAAUAUCGUCGUGUACCGUGACCAUUGCCACCGCCACAGCACCAAUAACAGUAACAACGGUUACAUCAAAUGCGACAACGCCAACUUCGUCCAACCAGGUAUCGCCUACUGGCUUCCCUCAGCAACAACAACAACAACAACAAUCACAGCAACAGCAGCAACAACAACAGCCGCAGCAACAUCAACAGCAGCAGCAACAGCAGCAGCAUCACCAACAACAGCAACAGCACCAACAUCAACAACAACAUCAGCAACAACAGCAACAUCAUCAACAGCAGCAGCAACAGGCACAACAACAACAACAGCAACAACAGGCACAACAACAA
Messenger RNA from Penaeus indicus, 4332 nucleotides. It is a transcript of the gene l(3)mbt, whose product is annotated as lethal(3)malignant brain tumor-like protein 3. Gene Ontology annotation, molecular function: zinc ion binding; chromatin binding; histone binding. The record is from RefSeq and is a predicted model, not a curated record. The annotation marks the transcript as partial. Gene Ontology annotation, biological process: negative regulation of DNA-templated transcription. Lineage: Eukaryota; Metazoa; Arthropoda; Malacostraca; Decapoda; Penaeidae. The transcript has 10 exons. Gene Ontology annotation, cellular component: nucleus.